AUGGAGGCAGAUGAUUCAUCUUUGCACAUCGCAAUGUAUCCCUGGUUUGCUUUUGGCCAUAUCACUCCAUUCCUCCAUCUCUCUAACAAACUAGCCAAAAGAGGCCACAAAAUCUCCUUCUUUGUCCCAACCAGAACACAAUCCAAAAUUGAGCAUUUCAAUCACUUUCCCCACCUCAUCACCUUUGCUCCCAUCACCGUUCCUCACAUUGACGGCCUCCCUUUGGGCGCCGAGACCACUUACGAUGUGCCUAACCCUUUGUUGUUCCCACUCAUCAUAAUGGCCAUGGAAAAGACAAAGCUUCAAAUUGAACUUCUUCUUCGUAACCUCAAACCCGACAUUAUCUUCUUCGAUUUCGCUCACUGGAUACCAAAUUUGGCACGUCCGCUGGGCAUUAAAUCCGUCUUCUAUUCAAUUAUCAGUCCUGUUUCGAUAGGUUACGGUGUCGCUAGGGAAAACGUCCAGAAAAAAGAAGCUGAAAUAUCCGAACAAACUUUUUUGCAUCCGCCGCCUGAUUUCCCUGAUUCAUCGUCCAUGAAUCUCCACCUCCACGAGACAAAAUUCUUUGCUGCGAAUUCAAAGCCUCCACAAUUCGACGGCGGGUUUUUUUGUAGGGAAAUUGAAGGGCUAUAUAUAGAGUAUCUCCAAAGAAAGUUUAACAAGAUAUUGCUGCUUGCCGCACCAGUCAUGCCAGAGCCACCAGUGAGUACUAGUUUAGAAGAAAAAUGGGCGAAUUUUCUAGGUGGCUUCAAGGCUGGCUCGGGGAUUUACUGUGCUUUGGGAAGUGAGUGGACCCUAACAAAAGAACAAUUCCAAGAGCUUCUUUUGGGGUUUGAGCUUUCGGGGUUGCCGUUCUUGGCCGCGCUGAAACCACCUUACGGGGCUGAGAAGAUUGAGGAAGCGCUGCCGGAGGGGUUCGGAGAAAGAAUUAGAGGAAGAGGAGUGGUUCAUGGUGGGUGGAUUCAACAACGGCUGAUAUUGGAGCACCCUUGUGUUGGGUGUUUUGUCACGCAUUGCGGUUCGGGUUCUUUAAUGGAGGGAUUGUUGAGUAAAUCUCAGCUGGUUAUGAUACCUCAUGUAGGUGACCAUUGUUUUCGAGCGAGGCUCAUUGGUAACAUAUUCAAGGCCGGGGUUGAAGUGGAGCGAGCUGAGGAAGAUGGGUUCUUCACAAAGGAGAGUGUUUGCAAAGCGAUUAAAACAGUGAUGGAAGAAGAAAACUACUACUGUGACAAGGAUCAGAGCCAUCUCCAACCGUGCCAAGUUGCGAGAGAGAUAAGAGCCAACCAUGCCCAGUUGCGAGAGCUUCUUUCCCUUAAAGAUCUCGAGUCUUCUUACAUUGAUGAUUUUAGUAAGAAACUUCAAUUACUUCUGUAA
This is a messenger RNA of Morus notabilis, 1374 nucleotides long. Its product is annotated as anthocyanidin 3-O-glucoside 2''-O-glucosyltransferase. The transcript is spliced from 2 exons. The record is from RefSeq and is a predicted model, not a curated record. Gene Ontology annotation, molecular function: UDP-glycosyltransferase activity. The coding region runs from base 1 to 1374 and encodes 457 amino acids. Lineage: Eukaryota; Viridiplantae; Streptophyta; Magnoliopsida; Rosales; Moraceae.